Molecule: messenger RNA, 567 nt
Organism: Candidula unifasciata
Lineage: Eukaryota; Metazoa; Mollusca; Gastropoda; Stylommatophora; Geomitridae
Source: the annotation of a GenBank genome assembly
AUGUCCAGGAACCUUUUCGUGGAUGCUCGCAUGCAAGCUUUCUGGAAAGAAGCAAUAGAGAAAGAAGCUAAAUCAAGACUGCAUUCUUUCAAAAAUCUGAAAGGCCAGCCUCGUUGUCAGGGCCGCCAAUUUGAAGUGUUCCGUAAGAAGAUCGAGGAGGGGAGGCCUUCUGAUGCCAUAUUACAACGUCUCCCGCCGAUUGCCGUCGAAACUCGCCAUUGCAGGAAGAAAGCGGAUUUCAAUGAAAUUUUCGACUUUGAAAAAAGCGAAGCAGUAGUUAGUCUACCAGAGAUGCGACCUGUGUCUCCCCUAGUAAGACGAACCUUGUACGAUGGUUUCACCAAAGAAGGCAAGGGCCGGGACAUUUACCUCAGGCAGCGCUAUGACAAGCCCCCUGAGGACAAGUUUACAUUUCCGUCGUGCACUUCCUGGGAUUACGGUUGGCGGCUGAAGGAUUCGUACGAAGGCGAGGAUAAGAAAAGAUCCGAGUUUGGUCACUACUGUAUCAUGGAGAAGAAUUUUUAUUCUAGAAACGGACCGCAGAGCAGCUGCAGCAACACCCAUUAG